Molecule: messenger RNA, 900 nt
Organism: Alternaria rosae
Lineage: Eukaryota; Fungi; Ascomycota; Dothideomycetes; Pleosporales; Pleosporaceae
Exons: 3
Coding region: 74-715 (213 amino acids)
Source: RefSeq, a predicted model, not a curated record
GUGCCCAGCGUCGGCCACAGUGUGUGUACGAUAAGAUAUCAUUGCAGGGCUGAUUCAUUUACCAGUAUUCGAAAUGUUCCAGACGCAGAGGCAAUACAUGCUGGUUUGCAUUGCUGAGCUAUUCGAGGAGUCAAACUUUGCUAAUGCUAGGGCACGGUUCCCAGCGAUAGAAGAUUCCUUUGGGAGGCCUCUGCAAGAGGCAGUUGCGCAGAAUCUGGAAAAGCUUUCGGGCAAUAUGGACAUAAGCCCAGACGAUCACACUAGCCAAGACUUCAUUGACGCCCUAGUCUUCAUACUGGACAUUGCGAAGAAUCGAAAUCCGACAAAAUUGGUACAGCUCACACAACCAUUGUUUGGGAACAACACGUGUUAUAUUGAAAAUCUCCAUGGUAGCCAUGGUAGCGUCCAAAACAAUAUCUUUGUCGAAGGGUCAUUGCACGAUAUAUCCUCGUGGAGGCCGGACGCAUGGUUAAUACCCACAGACGAUGAUCUUUCUAGAAUGGAAAAACUUGUCUGUGAACCAAAAGAACAUGGAACACUGCUCUACGAAUGGUGCCAUGUGACGAAUCCUAUCCGACUGAGCAACAACAAAUAUAACUUCUCUGCAGUAGCGGUAGCGAUUGACUUUCGUAAUCACAUUCCCCAGAAACGCUUAUACAAUCUGCGCAAGCUCAUUCUCUACGAAGACUUCAAGUCCGGGCCCCGAUCUGUAUGACACGCAAGAAGCCUCAUCCCUAUAUGAAAAGCAAACCUGGGCCUUCGGAUUGAGAGACGUGUCGAUCUGUUGACCAGUCUUUUACCUGCAAGCCAUCCUACUGGCAAUCUGGUCGGGAUUGGCAGUAUGGGUGGCCAUAUGAUCAUGGAAGCCGAUGUUCCAUGGUUCACUGAGAUCCUACUAUU